This is a messenger RNA of Monomorium pharaonis (pharaoh ant), 619 nucleotides long. RefSeq lists its product as uncharacterized. The record is from RefSeq and is a predicted model, not a curated record. Gene Ontology annotation, cellular component: extracellular region. NCBI's taxonomy places the organism in Eukaryota, Metazoa, Arthropoda, Insecta, Hymenoptera, Formicidae. Gene Ontology annotation, molecular function: chitin binding. Bases 30 to 494 code for a protein of 154 amino acids. The transcript has a single exon.
CACGUCGAAUCUUUCGUUCGCACACGACAAUGGGUCGCGUCUUGAUCGCCGUUCUUUUGUGCUCUUCUUUCAAAAUCGUCGCAGGUCAGACCACGACACCCAAUUGCACGGAAAUGGGUGCUUUCGAGAUCUACGAUGGAACUUGCAGGAAUUACUACUUUUGCGUGGACGAUGGUGAGGAACUCAAGCCGGUGAUACUGUCGUGCGCUAGUUCUGCUAUAUUCGACCCCGACGAGGGUAGAUGCAUGCCUGCGGAUGCAACUAAGUGCCUGCAAACGACGACAAUGGCACCGUUGACUACUUCAGCACCACUCUGCCUUGGAUACGGUAGAUUUCCAAUAAACGACGUAUAUUGUAAGAGAUAUUACUUGUGUUAUUGGAACGGCAGCGGGUACUCUAAAAUGGACAAUCUUUCGUGUCCAAAUAAGCUAGUGUUCAAUCCGACAUCGGGAAAAUGUGUAUCGUCGCAAUUGUACAAAUGUCCAGGGACAUAAUCGUUUAGUGACAAUAGAACAUUGCCACUAUAUGUGUAUACAAUCUGUAAAAUGUAAUGCUUUUCACUUUAUGUAACUGUUUAUUGAAACAUUAUAAAUAUUAUUGCUGGAAAAAUGAGAUUUAA